This is a messenger RNA of Hypoxylon trugodes, 3542 nucleotides long. Its product is annotated as replication factor RFC1 C terminal domain-containing protein. Gene Ontology annotation, biological process: DNA repair; DNA replication. The transcript is spliced from 5 exons. The record is from RefSeq and is a predicted model, not a curated record. NCBI's taxonomy places the organism in Eukaryota, Fungi, Ascomycota, Sordariomycetes, Xylariales, Hypoxylaceae. Gene Ontology annotation, cellular component: nucleus; DNA replication factor C complex. Bases 225 to 3398 code for a protein of 1057 amino acids. Gene Ontology annotation, molecular function: ATP hydrolysis activity; DNA clamp loader activity; DNA binding.
UGUAGUGGGGUCCUAGGCACCCAUGACAGAAGGCCCGUGCACGCGCGAAUCGAAUCCAUUAAGAGUCCCAUAUUAGUCUAGGGUGAGCGCGUCAUUAUUCGCGUCAAGAAUUAUCGUAGAUCGUUUGACUUUAACUUUCUUGCGAGAGACGUCGACCUGUUUUAGUUGUCAAUUAGACUUCGGCGUCUUCUCUAUUUUACCAGAGUCCCUCAACGCUCGUUGAAAUGCCGUCGGAUAUUCGCUCCUUUUUUGGAGCCAAAGGUGGCGCUGCGCCUACGAAACCAGCUUCAAAGAAAGCAGAAGACGACUCAUCUAAAAGACGUACCGAGGGACGAAAGGUUGUAGAUGACAGUGAUGAAGAUGAUGGCGAUGUAGCUAUUGAACCGAAGAAACCGACUACUAGAUCUACCCCGAGGAAGAAGGCGACCGAGGAGAAGGUCCAGGGAACUGCUACAACAGCAAGCGAAUACUUUGCCUCGAACAAAUCGAAGAAGAGCCAACCAGCCACAAAACCGGAGGCUAAGCCCCAGCCGAAACCUACAGCCGAAGUGCGGUCGAGUCCUCGAAAUAAGAAGACUGCGGUGAAGGAUGUUGUAGCCCCUAGCAAGAACGGUGAUUCCGCAUCAAAAAAGCCACCACCUAGAUUCAAGCGAUAUGACCCGGAUGAUGACGAUGAGGCUUUCGUGGACGAUGAUGCAGAUGCCGGUGAUGAUAUCUUCGCUGCUGAUGUAAAGAGCCGUAAUAAAAGGAAGAACGAUGACUAUGCCGAGGAGGAAAGCGAGGAAGAAUUCCUUCCCAAACCUAAAAGAAUUGCUUCUCGUACUAAGCUGGCCGAGAAAGACGAGAAACCCGCCACAUUGAAGCCCCCGAAGAGCAUUACAGCUGCUACAUCAGCAAAAAAGAGGAAGACACCUGAUGCCGCAUCUAGUGAAGAAGAGGAAGAGGAAGAUGAGGAGCCUGUGUCUCGCAAGAAGCCGGCCGCAAAGAAACCGAGAGCCCCGAGAGCUAAGAAGCCAGAUGAACCAGAAGAUGCAAACAUUCAAGCGAUAUUUGAUGAUAUUCCUAUGGUCAGACCGCCAACACCACCGGCUAAAGAUCCAGACGCCAAAUUCGAUUGGAGGAAGGCAGCCGCGGGAGGAGGCAAUUCUGGUGCGCCACCAAACCCUACUGCGGAACUACCCGAAGGAGAAGAAGAUUGCCUUGCCGGUCUCACAUUUGUUUUCACUGGUCAACUAUCCACUAUUGCACGAGAAGAAGCCCAGGCUUUGGUCAAGCGGUAUGGUGGCAAGAUCACAGGUGCACCAAGUAGUAAAACCAACUAUGUGGUAUUAGGCGAAGAUGCCGGACCUAGCAAGCUUGCCAAAAUUCGUCAGCAUGGUAUCAAGACUAUUAACGAAGAGGGAUUGUUCGAACUCAUUCGUCGUCUUCCGGCCGGCGGUGGGGGUGGCAAAGGGGCCGAGAAGAUUCGCGAGAAGCGAAAGUUGGAGGAAGAGAAGGCGAGAGAACAAGCAGCCGAGAUGGAACGAGAGGAGAAAGCUCGAAAAACGGAAGCAGAAAAGGCACGAAAAGCUGCUGCUGCUGCGCGUGGUGCCAAUGGCCCUUCUCAAACCCCAUCUGCGCCGCUUUCUCAAUUAUGGACAGUGAAGUAUGCACCAACCCAGCCAAGUCAUAUUUGCGGAAAUAAAGCAGCAGUCGAGAAAAUCCAGAACUGGCUACGAAAUUGGACCAAGUCACGUAAAUACAACUUCCAGAAACGAGGGGCGGAUGGCAUGGGUGGGGCUCGAGCUAUCAUCGUUUCCGGUCCCCCCGGUAUUGGCAAGACAACAGCCGCACACUUAGCUGCUAAGCUCGAAGGAUACGACGUUAUAGAGAGCAAUGCCAGCGACACAAGAAGCAAAAAACUUGUGGAAUCUGGGGUAAGCGAGGUUAUGAAUAACACGUCCCUCAAUGGCUACUUCGCAGAGGACGGAAAGAAGGUAGACGAGGGGAAAAAGAAAAUAGUACUCGUCAUGGACGAGGUAGAUGGAAUGUCUGCCGGUGACCGCGGUGGUGUCGGGGCCCUCGCAAAAUUCUGCAAAAAGACGGAAGUUCCUCUUAUACUAAUCUGCAACGAGCGAAAGCUGCCCAAGAUGAAGCCGUUCGACUUCGUUACAUUUGACAUCAAAUUCCAACGGCCGACAGUUGAUCAAAUUCGCUCGCGGAUGAUGACUGUCUGUCACCGAGAGGGAAUGAAGUUGUCUCCACAAGUACUCGAUGCCUUGAUCGAAGGUAGUAAUAGAGAUAUCCGACAGAUUAUCAACAUGUUGUCAACAGUCAAGCUUGACCAGUCCUCUAUGGAUUACAGCCAGAGCAAGGAUAUGUCGAAAGCCUGGGAGAAAUCGAUCGUGCUGAAACCUUGGGAUAUCUGCCAGAAAAUGCUUGGCGGCGGCCUCUUUUCUCAAGCGAGCAAGGCAACUCUCAACGACAAAAUUGAGCUAUAUUUCAACGACCACGAAUUCAGCUACCUGAUGAUACAAGAGAACUACCUACGAACCAAACCAGCCGUCCUAAACCAGAACCAGUACAACAAGCGAGAAGCGAACCUCAAGGCUCUGGAAAUGGUCGAUAAGGCAGCAGAGAGCAUUAGUGAUGGCGACUUGGUAGAUCGAAUGAUUCAUGGCCCACAACAACAUUGGGGAUUGAUGCCCACUCACGCAGUGUUUAGCACAGUCAGACCAGCUAGCUUUGUAGCCGGCCAAAUGAUAGGAUCCAACUUCACCUCCUGGCUGGGCAACAAUAGCAAGUACGGAAAAUUAGGAAGAUACAUCCGCGAGAUCCAUUCGCACAUGCGACUCAAAUCCUCUGGUGACCACCAUGAGAUCCGUCAGCAAUACCUACCAGUGCUUUGGACACGACUCAUCAAGCGACUUGCUGAUGAAGGCAAAGAGUCUGUUGAAGAAGUCAUCGAGCUUUUGGACAGUUAUUUCCUCACCAGGGAAGAUUUUGAUUUUAUUAAGGAGCUGGGUGUCGGUCCUCAAGACGAAGAGCAAGUGAACAUUGACACUCAGACUAAGUCUACUUUCACUCGACUGUACAACUCAAUGUCGCAUCCGAUUCCCUUUAUGAAGUCCAGCAGUGUUGUUGCUCCCAAGAAAGCUGCGAAGGAUAAACCAGAUCUCGAAGAGGCAAUAGACGAGGAGGAUGACGAACCAGAAGUUGUCGAGGCUGCCGAAGUUGCUGAUGAAGAUGAGGAUGUUGAUAUUGAGAAGGAUAAAUAUAUCAAAAGGCCAAAGGCUAAAAGUGGAAAGAAGGGCGCGAAGAAGGCUGCUAAAGUUGAGGACGAUGACGAAGAUGUAAAGCCAGCAGCGAAAGGACGCAAGGGUAAAGCUGGGGCAGCUAAAGGCAAGGCAAAGAAGUGAGAAACCCGUCAUAUCUAACUACGCUUUAUUUGUAUGACUAGAGCUUGUGUUGCUUUGGUGUACAUAUUUUACUAGGCACAGGGCGAGUAAUCUACAGUGAAGAAUGAAGAUGACAAUAACGAUAAUAGAUAUAUUCAUCUAGAA